AUGGGACUCCCAUUCUACCGUUCCCCCUCAAGCGAGGCCCUUCGCCGUCAGGCCGCAGACCAAGCGGCAAACCAACAACAGCAACCCGACCCGCGCCGCGCAAGGUCCGGCGCCCCUCCCCCUCCUCUCCGUCGCGAAGAUGCCCAGCGGCUCUUCCCCCAAACCACCUCCGAGGCUGCGACAGGUAGUCAAGAGCGGCCUAUCGACCUAACCCGCCGCGCCCUCGAAGUCGAGGCUCAACGUCGCCCUGCUCCCCCUCCCCGCCUUGACGCCCCUAUUCCGUCAACAGAGGACGAAGAGAGUGACGCGGCGGCAAGUGCCGCUUUGUACAGAUACAGCCGCACACGCUUCGACUCCAGCGAGUUGGCCACCCCCGCCGACGAGGAAGAACUCCGCCUCCCGGACUACGGCACUCCGGAUGUCGACUGGUCGACUCCCGAGAUUGAGGCUGCCAGUACCCAUCCCCGCCCUGCCCAGUCCUCACCUCCCCCUCCCCAGCCGCAGCAGCGCCAGCAACAACCAGAGGCAGGCCCAUCCCAAGCCGGCACAGGACAGCAAGAGCGACAGGCAAGCGGCGGUCGCGAGACAUUCGUCCAGGUCACCGUGGACGAGGGUCGGGGCCCACUGGUCCAAGUUCGGGGCGGAGAAGGACAAUCUAUUCCUCCCUCGCGUCGUCUCCCUCUUCCUCGUCCCUCUGACGCGACGAUCCGAGGUCCUCGUCGGCAGAGGCUGGGACAGUCAAGCGCGUCGAGCCAAGGCACCAGCAGUCAGUCGAGCAGGAGCAGUGGAAGCCGUUCCCCUGUUUGA
Neurospora tetraspora is the source of this 807-nucleotide messenger RNA. RefSeq lists its product as uncharacterized. The record is from RefSeq and is a predicted model, not a curated record. Bases 1 to 807 code for a protein of 268 amino acids. The transcript has a single exon. NCBI's taxonomy places the organism in Eukaryota, Fungi, Ascomycota, Sordariomycetes, Sordariales, Sordariaceae.